Molecule: messenger RNA, 3483 nt
Organism: Scaptodrosophila lebanonensis
Lineage: Eukaryota; Metazoa; Arthropoda; Insecta; Diptera; Drosophilidae
Gene: Cap-D2
Product: condensin complex subunit 1
Exons: 6
Coding region: 1-3483 (1160 amino acids)
Biological process (GO): meiotic chromosome condensation; mitotic chromosome condensation
Cellular component (GO): condensed chromosome, centromeric region
Molecular function (GO): histone binding
Source: RefSeq, a predicted model, not a curated record
AUGGCGGACAAUCGGGUGUGUAAAUUUUUUAUACCGUACCGGUCGGCAGAUUUAUUGAAAGCACGCGGCAAACAAUAUUGCGUGCGAAAGCUUUAUAAGCAAAAUGAAAUUCCGGAGCGUCUUCUCGUAUGUCGAAAGAAAAUGCUCGCGGGUGAUAUUUUCUACAUAUUCGAGCAUUUCGACACCUACUACUCGGUGAUUGAGUCAAAAGAUGCUGAUGCCGUCACCGUACAGAACCUCAUGCGCUCGUUUGAUUUGCUGUACCUAACGGUAAAUAAAUUGACGGCUCAACUGGCGCCGUUGCUGGCCCCAAAUGCUCAGCCGUUGUCGGUGCCGAACCGCACGCGUUACUGGAAUCUAACCAAAAUGUCGCUAUAUCUGCUGAUCAAUGCGGUGAAGCGCAUCAAUGCGUUAAGUGUGGAUAAAACUAGUAAUUUUAAUGUGAUGCUAAAGCAGAAUCCCGAUUGGAUUCCAAGACUAAGCAAAUUCUUUCUGCAGCUCUACAUUAUCAUAAAGUAUCCACUGGAGAAGCUCUGGACUCCGUCCGUAGUCGAUGCGAAUUUUGUUAACAUGAUCUGUGACAUCUGCUAUUGCACGCUGGAGGUUAACCCUGCGAGCACUCAAAAUCUCCAUAUUUUCGACUCAAUAUUUAAAAUACUUGGCGCUGCUAUCAGAAAAUUCAACCAUGCCUUGAUCUUUUGCGCACGCAUUCUGCCAAUCCUACGCACCAACAGGUCCACUUCAAUCGUAGUGGCCAAAGGAAUGCAACUGAUUCAUGAGGACUACGAUCUCUCCCCCGUUGUGACCACACUUAUGGAUCACAUUAUGCAGACCAAAUCGCGGGAAUCAGCUCAUUCGGCAAUCAUGCAUAACUAUGCCGCUUUCAUAACAGAAUUGGUCGGAAAUUCUCCCGGUCUAAUGAUAAUGUACUUCUCACAGUUGAGCGAUGAACUGCUCCAAAGUCUCGGGUAUCGCAACAAGUACGAGCAGAUCUUUAGUGGCGAGUUCAGUGAAGUUUUCACCGAUUCUGAGCUUAAAUUGUCGAAUCUGAAGUCCACUAUUCGGGAUCGAAUACAGAAAUUGUCUAACUUGAAGCACGUCAACGAGGAUAAGUACGAAACUUUGGUGCAAAAGGUGCUGCUCAAGCAGGUGAGCAAUACCUGUGUUGAUCCAAAAUUCGUGCUGCCCAGAGUUGACUUUGUAGUUUCUGCCGAGAUUAUCAGUAAACUAUUAAAACUCGAAGACCAAUACCUUUACAUUCUCAUACUCUUUAAAAACUUAAUUCAUCUCACUCGUACCUGCGGUAAUGUUCCCAAACCAGAGCCAAAGCAACUGAACAUCAUUCAGUUCCUCAUAGAAAGCAUCGACUUCAAGUUUGUGGUCUCCAACGCGAUGCCAAAAUUGCUCCAAACGUUGGCAGCUGAGGACAAGGAGGACAUCUACGAGGAAUUGGAUCUAUUCAGCAGCGGCUAUAAUUACGGGAUGCGCGGUCUUGAGUUGGCAAUGACGAGCUUAUUGCCCUUGGUCGGGUCUUCCAGCGAAUUGAAGCGCCGUGUCAUUUGUCACGCCUAUCGGAGGGUGUUCUUCAAUUCAGAGCCAGCUGGGCGAGAACGUGCCAUUAAAGUGGUGCGGAUCUUGUGCAAAUUGUUAGCGGAAGUGGAAUUCGGACACUACAGAACCAUGGAAUUGCUUAUGGCAGAGUGGAUACGCACUGGGUCCAUUGAUGCGUACAUUGUGCAAAUCCUCUUCGAGCGAUGGGCAUUGCUAAUCAAGGGUACGACGCCCAACGAAUCACGUUUGGCGUUGCAACUGAUCAUUAUGGCCUCGAGGGCCGAACGUCGCAUUGCCACAUAUAAUCGGGGCUUUAUUGAGAACAUAGCGAUCAAAGAGCGUACGCUUGAAGAUCCGUUCUUGAUCUACCAAUGCAUCCAGCUGCUCGUAAUGGGCAGCGAUUGUACUAAUGGAAAACUUCAGAAAUCCUACACAGUCCAAGAUAAGUUUGUGGAGUACAUAACCACCUCUUUUCUGAGCAACUUUUCGUAUCAAGAGAUGCGGGAUUUCGACUAUCUUGCAGUGGGUGUGAUAGAGUUUUACAAACUGGUAUGUAUAAAAUCAGAAUCAUUGGCGGCGCAGGUAUUUCUGGAGGUGAUCAAUUGCAUCAAUGAGAGCUGGUUGGAGCAAUCCCUGGAGGACCCGGAGGCGUCCAUUUAUCAGCUCUCUCGUUUCAUGUUCUGCGUGGGCUAUAUGGCCACCAAGGAGCUGAUCUUUCUCGAGCUGGAGGAGCCAGAGGAUACCCAAAAAAAGAAACCUGUGUUUGUAACCUCAAAGCGCAAAAAGCGAAUUGAUAAUAACAUCGCUGCAGAAAUUUUGGCCAUAUGUGAGAGUGUCAUUCUGACCGAGCACAGUACGCUUAUGUCCAAAAUUCAACCUAUUAUGCAGGAGCUAACCAAGCGUCGCCCCGAGCAAAGGAAUCAGAAAUUGGAGAAGGCGGCAUUGAAGGCCCUCGCACGUCUAAUGUCGCUCUCGUCGAUAUACUGCGUGGCGAACGUAUGCUUUCUCAACAACCUGCUGCUAAUGUCCAAGAACAUUAUUAUCAGGAUUUAUACGCCCUGGCUCCCUAAUCAGAGUCUUACAUUCCGUUUUUCGGCCCUUACCGAACGCUGGACGCCUUACAUAUAUUUAUAUUAUUAUUACGAUAGCGUCUCGAAACAUUUUAACAGUCUCAGGUUGACUGAGGCGACGCAUCACGUUGUAAGCGCGUUGGUUCUCGAGAAUUGUCAGAUUGCCGAUUUGGCAUUAUGCAUCGCCCAUGAGGACGAGCAGAUCAAAAAUAGAACAGUGCGAUUCUUCAAUGAGAUUGCCACCAAGACAGAUAUUUUGUACAAUUUACUGCCAGACAUUAUUAUCAAGUUGUGCGACGCCAACCUGUAUAUGGAGCGGGAAAACUUUCGGACUAUUCUGCGUUUCAUGAUCGGCCUCAUCGAUAACCAUGUCGACAUCGAGCUACUGGUGGAGACAUUGUGUCUGCGUUUCUCGUUCUCGAGUGAAGAGAACCAAUGGUGCAACAUUUCCUACUGCCUUAGUCUGCUCAGAUAUAGUGAGGUCUCAAUAAAGCUGCUCAUCGACAACGAACAGCACUUCGAUGACAAGCUGAUCGUGGAUGAGGUCUAUCUUCACUUCACGUCGAUCAUCAGAAACACCGGCAGGUACGCCAGACCCAAGCUAAAGGCUUUGCUCGCCAAGUUCGAGACGGAUCUGGCCAAGUCCUGGAAACUGAGCAAGUCGUGGAAAGUAGCGGAGAUUCAGCACAGCAAGGCAGCGGCAAACACGGAAGUUUUGCAGACCAAAGCGAAGGCAAGCACGGAAGUUCCGCAGAAGUCCCAAAAAAAUGGAUCAUCCAAAUCCAAGAAGUUAAAGCGUAACAAAAGCAAAAUGAAAUCAGCCAACGCGCAAAGAAAAAACAAAUCGAACGGGCGCAACUAA